AUGUACCGACUCUCCUUUGGUCGGUACUUCUAUAACACCAAUAACUAUGUUUUCACGAACCGCAGUUCAAUCUGCAGUUACGACCUCUCGAAGCGAUGCGAUCUUCUCUCUGAAAUCCCGAGUCGCCUGCCCCUUGCCCUCCGCAGCUACACAUCGGGGUCGAGGCGGCAUUUUUCCGAAUUCUUUAGUGGGAGGCUUCAUAGACACUCCAUAUCCCCUCCUCAUGGUACUCAGGUCACACUUCGCCUUCUAGCUGCGCCUCUGAACCCGGCCGACGUGAACCAGAUCCAGGGCGUGUACCCAAGCAAACCGCUUUUCCAAACAGCGCUCGGCACUUCGGAACCGUCUGCCGUUGCGGGAAAUGAAGGCGCAUUUGAGGUCAUUGCAAUUGGGUCUCGUGUCAAGAACCUUAAUAAGGGGGAUUGGGUGGUAAUGAAACAAACAGGCCAGGGCACCUGGCGCACGCACGCUCAAAUGGACGAGUCGCAAUUGAUUAAGAUUGAGAACAAAGACGGGUUGUCUUCGCUCCAGAUCAGUACAGUCAGUGUGAAUCCGGUCACAGCAUACCGAAUGAUCAAGGACUUUUGCAAUUGGGACUGGAUGCGUACUGGGGAAGAGUGGCUUAUCCAGAAUGGCGCAAACAGUGGUGUUGGGCGCGCUGUUAUCCAGCUAGCGCGCGAAUGGGGUAUCAAAACCCUCAAUAUUAUCAGAGAGAGGGAGAGCCCAGAAAUGACUGCAGUGCUCAAGAAGGAGCUGUAUGAACUGGGUGCGACUGCUGUGGUGACAGAAACUGAAUUGCUUUCUGCUCAAUUUAAGCAUCUCGUGAAUGAACUUACUCGUCAGGGAAAGGAGACAAUUAGGCUUGGUCUCAACUGUGUUGGUGGUAAGAGCGCGACCGCAUUAGCCAAAGUUCUUGCUCCAGGUUCGCACCUGGUCACUUAUGGCGCAAUGUCAAAGCAACCGGUCUCUUUGCCCUCCGGGCUUCUAAUUUUCAAAAACCUCGUGUUUGAUGGCUUCUGGGUUAGCAAAUGGGGCGACAAGCACCCGCAGCUUAAAGAAAACACCAUCAAUGAUGUGCUACAACUGACUCGAGCAGGCAAGUUCAAAGAUAUUCCUGUGGAUGAGAUCAAAUGGAGCUGGGACACAGAAGGGCCUGUACUUGUGGCAGGCGUGCAAGAGACCCUUAGCGGCUACCGCAGCGGAAAGGGUCUAUUCAAGUUCGAAGGCGGAGACUAG
Molecule: messenger RNA, 1236 nt
Organism: Aspergillus tanneri
Lineage: Eukaryota; Fungi; Ascomycota; Eurotiomycetes; Eurotiales; Aspergillaceae
Gene: ETR1
Product: enoyl-[acyl-carrier-protein] reductase
Exons: 2
Coding region: 1-1236 (411 amino acids)
Biological process (GO): fatty acid metabolic process
Cellular component (GO): mitochondrion
Molecular function (GO): trans-2-enoyl-CoA reductase (NADPH) activity
Source: RefSeq, a predicted model, not a curated record